Molecule: messenger RNA, 1590 nt
Organism: Alternaria atra
Lineage: Eukaryota; Fungi; Ascomycota; Dothideomycetes; Pleosporales; Pleosporaceae
Exons: 2
Coding region: 1-1590 (529 amino acids)
Cellular component (GO): membrane
Source: RefSeq, a predicted model, not a curated record
AUGUCUCAACCAAUGCUUGGAUGCCAGAUCGCCCCGCAAUAUCAUCACGAAUAUGACUCCAGCUCAUCCGGGGACUCCGACACAGGAGAGCGAGCCCUCGCAGCUACAGACUCUGCUUGCGCACAGCAGGAAGCCACCAUUUUCCAAAGCGAGACGAACAACGGUAUCAAUUCUGUUUCAAGCAGGCCGACAACACUACAGCGUGGCCGCACGAAGAGCAGCCGCCGGAUCGAACUCGAGCAGAAGCCCGUUGGAUUUUUCCACUCGUCCAUGGCCGGCGUCAGGUUACAUGUAAUCAAGCUCUGGUUCCGGACGAAUCUCAUCCUCGCUAUCGCUAUCAUGGCCUUCUUGUGUCUCUUUUGGGGUGCAUUGUUUCGUCAGAAUGCGAAUGUUAAAAGCCUGAGCAUCUGGGUUGUCGAUUUCGAUGGUCAGCCGCCUUAUGCAGGGGUCACACCAUUCGUGGGUCCGUUCGUUACUCAGGCUAUUCACGACAUCAUCGACGAGGGUGGCGUGGUGCCCGGUUAUACGUUUGCUUCACCUGGGGACUUCGACAACGAUCCACUCAGGGUACGAGACAAUGUCUACGACUUUCACGCAUGGGCGGCCGUCAUCAUCAACCCCAAUGCAACAGCGAUGCUUGAGGCAGCAGUGAGGCAGGGAAACGCGAGUUACGAUCCCUUGGGGGCUUGCCAGAUCAUCUAUAACUCUGCGCGUGAUCAGACUACGUCCUCGACUUACAUCUUACCUAGCAUGAACACGCUCCAAAAGCGCGUUGUGACCGAUUUUGGUCGCGCGUGGAUCACACAUCUCCUCCAGAACAAUCUCUCGGUCAUUGACAUGCACGUCGACGUUUCGCCCCAAGCUCUCGCUCCAGGAAUCGAAUUCGCAGUGUAUGAUCUCCGCCCUUUUGGGCCAUCUAUCGCGACACCCGCGUAUCUCUCGCCUAGAGGUCAUCCACCGCUGCACUUCUACCAGCUCAUUAUCUGGCGUUAUGUCGCAACAGUCGCGUCUUACUUUCUACUCUCGCUCGUCUAUUCCCUCGUCAGCCUUGCCUUUCUCAUGCCUAUGGACCAUCCCAAAGCAGCCCACGAUCAGCCCGCCAAUAACCCCAACGCAUACGGUAGCGGUACGUUUGUGGUAUACUGGAUGGUCAACUGGAUCGGUAUGACCGCGUUUGGUCUGGCGAGCGAGAAUAUGGCCAUGCUUUUGGGAACCCCCUGGACAGCUCUGUGGUUGAUCUUCUGGGUGAUCAGUAAUGUCGCGACUGGAUUCUACGCUCUCGAACUUGCACCCGGCUUUUAUCGCUGGGGUUAUGGAUGGCCUAUGCACAACGUGGUUGAGCUCACCCGAUCCAUCCUGUUUGAUCUACAUCCACGCGUCGGCUUGAACUUUGGCGUCUUGUUCGCUUGGGUCACGACAGGCACGGUACUAUUCCCGCUCUGCUGCUAUUACAUGAGGUGGAAUACAGCGCGGGCUAAGAAGAAUGCAGCUAAAGCUGAGGCGGAUUGGCAUGCGAGAAUGGAAAAGGAGAGGGAAGAGCCUGGCUUGUUAGCAAGAGUCACUACGUUGGGAGAUAAGAGGGGCCGAUAG